UCGUGCGCGUGUGCAGGAAGUCACAACAAUGUCAUGCGCACUGCCGGGCCUGUGCCGGAAAAUGUUGUAGAAUCAUUGCCAUCGUGAAGAUGGUAUUUACGUGUCAGCCACUCGCCUGACGUGCGCUGUCUGGGGGCAACCGGCGGGACAAUGAGUGUGUCCCAGCAAAAUGAGAAGAGGCAAUCCUUGCUUGAAAGGCUUCUUGAUGCUGUUAAGCAGUUGGUUGAAUCCAUGCAUGCGGAACCCGUGGAUAAGGAGGGCCGACUGUAUUAUUUUUGAGUGCCAGAUUCGCUUUGGUGGAAGAAAGGAAAUUGCAUCAGAUGCAGAUAGUAGGGUGAUCUGUCUGUGUGCUCAGUUUGAGACUGUGCUGCAACAUGGCUUAAGAAGAAGCAAAGGAUUAGCACUAACUGCAGCUGCUAUCAAACAAGCAGCAGGAUUUGCCAAUAAAACUGAAACAGAGCCUGUUUUCUGGUAUUAUGUGAGAGAGCAUCUGAACAAACAUGAGCUACAACGAUACUAUUCUUUAAAGCAUAUCACCACGGAUAUUGGUCGGGGCAGGGCUUGGCUCCGAUCUGCAUUGAAUGAGCAUUCACUUGAGCGAUACAUGCUUAUGCUUCUUGGUGAUGGAAAUCAGCUAAGCGUCUUCUAUGAAGAUUGGUCAUUUAUGAGGGAUGAAGAGCGUGCAAGCAUGCUUCCAACCAUGGCAGCAGGGUUAAACUCAAUCCUCUUUGCAAUCAACAUUGACAACCGGGAUUUAAAUGGACCUAACAAGCCUGUCUCUGCAGUUGCAAAUUUGCUAAAGGAGUCAACACAAAAUGUCACAUGCCUGUUAAAGGAAUCUACCCAGGGGGUUAGUACGCUUCUGAAAGAAAUCUCAACAGUGCCAAGCUUCAUGAGACCUGAGCCGGAAUCUGAGCGACUGCCAGUUCUGUCUAAAACUGUAAACCAAGAUGGAAAAAGCAGAAGAGAAAAGAAGAAAAAGAAAAUGGUGCCAAAUAUAAUUUCUUUUGAUGGUGACAAUGAAGAGGCCGAACUUGGCUCUGAGCAGGUGAAGCAUUCAGAAGUAACAAUAGAAAGUGCUGAAGAAAAUUCAGAAAAAUCUUCAUCAGUUUCUUCAGCUGUCAUUUUAGAUAGAUUUACUCCAGAUGUAUACAAAAAAGCAGAUUGCAAUGGAGAAGAAUAUAGCAACAAUAUCCUGAAGAUUGUGGAUGUGUGUCUAAAUGGUGAUGUUGGUCACAAGAAACUGGAUAUGAAAAGUAUUGACGAUGAAGAUGAUGAUGAUGAUGAUGAAGAUGUGGAUGCGGAGCACAUGUAUCAAAGUAAAGAUAAUGAAGAGGACAGACUUCUUUCUGAACAACCACUUGUGGAAAAUAUCUCCAUUUCACAAAUGUCCAGCUGGAAUACGUUACAAGUUCUGAAUGACAAUGACAGUUCUGACAUCCUUUUUCCGGUCAUUGCAGUUGGUUCCUGCUCUCAGUCUGAUGGCACUUCUGAUAACUUGGUAUACUGUGAUGAACAUGAAAAUGCCACACUUGCUGUUGAACUUGCCCAGAAAGGAUCCCAAUUUCAAUACAGUACUGAAGUCAGUCCUCCUCUUCAGGCCAGCGUUCCUGGUCUCCUGCCCGCAGCUGCUGUCCCAGAAUCGAUGACUGUGGACGAACUACGACAAGCUAUUGUAGCCAUGAUGAACAGAAAAGAUGAACUGGAUGAGCAAAACAGAUCACUGCGAAACUUACUUGAUGGCGAGAUGGAACAUUCUGCAGCACUCAGGCAAGAAAUUGACAACCAGAAAAAGAAACUGGCAGAGCAGGAAGAGCGACAUGCUGCCAAGAUUCAGGCAUUGGCAAGGGAAAAUGAAGUGUUGAAGGUGCAACUGAAGAAGUAUGUAGGAGCUGUUCAAAUGUUAAAGCGCGAAGGAAGCCAAGUGAAUGAUGUUUGUCCAAACUUGCGGAGUGGUGAUACAGAUCUUGUGAUCCCGGAACCUAAACCUGUUGUGGAUAAUGAUGAACUGGCGAACACCUAUGAGCGGAAACUAAUUGAGGUAGCAGAAAUGCAUGGAGAACUGAUAGAAUUCAAUGAGAGGCUACACAGAUCACUGAUGGCCAAGGAAGCCCUCAUCUCACAGAUGAGGCAGGAGCUGAUUGAUUUAAGAGGACCAGUACCUGGUGAUUUAAGUCAAACCUCUGAGGAUCAAAGCUUGUCAGAUUUUGAAACGGCUCACUGUGCACUGAUAAAUGUCUGGAUUCCAACAGUGUUUCUGCGUGGACGAGCUGCUAAUGCUUUUCAUGUGUAUCAGGUUUACAUCCGGAUCAAAGAUGAUGAAUGGAAUGUGUACAGGAGAUACACUGAAUUCAGAGCACUUCACAAUAGACUACGGACCAAAUUCCCUACAGUGAACACUUUUCAUUUCCCACCGAAAAAAGCUAUUGGAAACAAGGAUGCAAAGUUUGUCGAGGAACGCCGUAAACAACUCCAGGAGUAUCUGAGAAACAUAAUGAACAAAAUUAUACAGACACUCCCAGAGUUUACAGCCAGUCCUAAGAAGGAGACCCUUAUAAGUCUACUUCCAUUUUGUGUUGAUUUACAGCCAACUGGAGAACCUGCAAAUAAGACAAAGUCAAAAGUCGCCUCGAAGUUUUCUAGAUUGAGCAGGACUCACCAAAGAGAGACACGGAAUCCGGAGCCACAGAGUGGCGACUUAUGACCUGUUCAUUUUUCUGAAGAUCCCAGCAUACUGGAUGGCUGCCCUUUAUUUGAACUAUCAAAGAACCUUUCCAUAGACAGUUGAUUUAUGUGGAGGAACAUAAUGCUUCAGUGUUAUUUCUUGGGAAAUGAUCUGGAAAAAAUGGCACAUUCUCACGCACCUUUCAUUGUUGGUAACUUUGGAUUCAAUAUUGCUUUAAAGAACCAUCAAAAUAAAUUAAGAUACCCAACAGUAGCAUAGUUUGAAAUAUUUACGAUCUGUAUUGAUUAUUUAUUUUGAUGGUACUGUCAGAAGAUUUGCCUCUUGCUAUUUUUUUGCCAUGUGUUCCAAAUGUGAUUUCUCUUUCUCCAGAACUACAUCAGCUUGGUGUUCACUCAUACACCUGCUAGUACACUCCCUACCUAUAUACAUCUGGAGAAAGAACAACUUCUGUACCAAUUUACAAAAAUGAUGUUAUCUCUUUUUGUUUUGCUGGAUGCCUGUGACUCAAACAGAAAGAGCAUUAAGUCAGAUUAAUUUUCUUAAUGGGAGAUGCUAGGCUCUCUUCCCCUCUUCCCAGUCUUUGUAGUAUGAAGAGAGAUUUUGUUAAUAAUAAAUAAUGAAUAUGAAUUGAAAACCCAUUUUAAGAACAGCAAUUUAUGUAAAGUACAAUCCUGAUUUUCUUUUUUUUUCAGUAUAAUUUCCAAAUUUGAUUCCUUAAGCCAGUUUAUAUUUGCCAUUGUAGACAUAUGAAGUCAUAGACUGUGAAAGAGCUACAGCUUGAGAUAGGCAAAUUGUUUAAAGCAUCAGAAAGAGCCUUAUCAAUUGACAGAGACCCUACUUCGAGCCUGGUAAAGAGCACAUAAGUGAAACUGUUUCUACACAUAAAUAAUAUAUAACCCAGGCACAGUUUAAUAAUCUUCACACCUUAAUCCUUUUUGUAAGAUUUUUAGUGAGGUAACAUUGACUUUACUGUUUUACAGUGUGGGGAUGGUAAACCAAUAGCAUCAGGAUAUAGCAUAUAGAUGUCAGAUCGCAACAUAACACUCUCAUGUAAGUAUCUGUUAUUCUGAGCUAUUAUUGGCACUCAGUGCUCAAGUCACAGUUACAAGUGCAUGAAGGCAUGGGUUGAGCACCACAACUUGAUAUACUUUAAUAAUAGCCAAAACAAUAUGUAGUUUUUUUUCUAAUAUGAGCAUGCAUUCACAAAUAUUAGCCUUAAAAUUAAUACAGAAAGCAAAUAAAAUUAUUCAACAAUUACCUGUAAAUUUGACAAUAUUGCUUUUAAAAUUAUACUUAAAUAGUAACUGUCUUCUGAAAACAAUUGCUUAUUUUUAUUAGUUUCUUCAUUUUGAGGCUUACACUUUUUAAAACAAAACUGUUUACUUAAAUUUCAUUGGAACAUUCCCUUUUACAACUAUCACCAAGGUCUAUUUUGGACCUUGCCUAAACAUACCUUGGUGGUGACAAUUUCUCUGAAAGUUUACACUGUAAAUAUGAAUAAUAUGAUUUACUAUACAACGGUAAAUGCAUUUUCCCUUGAAUUCAUCUUCAGCUUUUAUACUAAAUAUGUUUCUGUUUCAGAGCUUUUUUAAGCAAUCCAUCAACAAGACACAUCCACAGUUCAUCUUGAAGAACAUAGCUUCCAGUAUUACAUAUUCAGAAUUGCCUAUCUCAAAACAUCAAAUCACAAUAAUCUUUCUUUCCUACAUUUGUUCUCUUACUCCUGCUCCCUAAUUCUUCAAGUUUCCUCAUCCAUUAUGUUUGAAAAUUCCAUUAUUAUCAUAGCAGUAAGCCUUUCUGUUCUGCUCUGUGUGCUAUCAAUCUGCAGUACUCUUGCUACAGCCCACUGCAGCAGUGCCAUUCCACUAAUCCAUCUGACUUACAUUAUAAUUACUUACUAUUACCUACUUCCAUUAAAACCUGACUACCUUUUUACAAUAUAUUUUGCAUUCCUCAUCCAAAAAAUCCUUGAAUUUGCCCAUUCAAUUGAUUGCAAUCUUGGUGAAAAAAGCUUAGUAUCUGUGAAAGAGAUGUAGAAAAAGCUAACAGUGAGCAUGCCAGUGUUUUCUAGAAAAUCAUCUGGUGAUUAAAUGUUCGGGAAGUUGUUGAAACUAUUGACUGCUAUGUUAGCAUUUGCACAUCAGGAAGGCUGGAUAUGAUAUAAAACAAUGGGUAGAAUGUAGCAUUCAAUUCAUGUUAAGUGCUGCUGCUGAAAUUUCACUUGUCAUAAGAAAUGCAUUGAGGAAAAAUCAAUCAUUACAGCUGUUUUCACUAUGGACAUUUCUCAUUGAAACAAAUGCUAAGUGGACCAACAUGUGCUUCAGGAGGAAAAAGAAUGCAGCAUUCCUAACAGUAGUGUAACAUAUUUCAGGAAUCUCAGUUCAGGAUUAACCAACAGUUGUGUCAGGAAUCUAUGAAAGUAUUCUGUGAGGAGGUUUCUUUUUCCCUUGGGGACAUGGAAAGCAAACUUCAAUAAAUAUGCAUGACUAUGAUUAAAUGCAAACCGUUGAGUUUGUUUUGUUGAGAUUUAUGAAUUUCAUCCUUAGGAAGUGCCAUUUUUUCAAUACUGUUACUGAUCGAGGAUAUUGAGUGGUUGGUAUUUUGAAGGUACCUGUAGAAGUUAUAUAUAAAAAUGAACUCUGCAAAUGCUUCAAAAGGCAAGAAAAAAUCUGAGUGGCCCUGUUCAAGUAUUCCCUUUAAUCCCGUUUUUAGAAGAUGUAUACAGUACGGUAAUCAACUUAAAUCAUUUUGAAUUGUAUGUAUUGUGAUAUCUUCCCUGCUUAUUUUCAAGAAGGACCUCAGACAUUUACUUUCUAUGGAGAGGGUAAAGAUCAUCAUAGAAACUGAUCUUGAGAUGCAAAAUCACUGGAAAACAUACAGUUCACUGACCAGAUGCUCCAGUAGACUUAAAUAUAAAGUGGUAGUAGUAGCUGUUGUAGUACAAUCACUUAUCCUGUAAGAUGUUGUUCUAAGGGGUUGUUUAUUAGUUGGUCUUCAGGUGGUUCUGGAAGCCAAUCUGGAUCCACAUAUUCUGGAGUGGUUAGUUAUUUAGUCUCUCCUUCUGUAGCUGCCGCUUAUUCUCUGUGGCACAGUGGAGUUCUCAUGUAGCACAAGUCCUUCUUGAACAGAUUCCCUCCGGGUGUAUCUCUUGAGUGCAAUGUCUUCCCAGUUUUCAGAUGGAAUGUUGAAUUUCUUCAGGCUAAUUUUUAUGUUAUUUUUGAAGCAUUUCCUUUGCCCCCCAGGGGCUCGAUGACCUUUGUUCAGCUGGGAAUGAAGCACCUGUUUGGGGAGACAUGAGUUAAGCAUCCAAGUGACGUUGGAGUUGGUGUCGCUUUAUCGUGGUGGAGAUGCUGUUCAUGUUGGCCUCCUCCCGUGCACUGGUGUUAGUGAGUCUGUUUUUCCAGCUGCCCUUCAGAAUCUUUUGUGAGGCUCUUUGGUGGUACUGUUCAGGGCUUUCAGGUGGUCCAUGAUUCAGAAAGUAUCCUACAGCUAGCUUACUAAAGAUUGGAGGUCAAGUCGGAUUAAAGUUCUGGAUUCUAUGUUGAAUUGAAUAAUUUGAGCAGAAAUGACUCCAUUAAUAGAUUUUCUUUAUGAGCUUCAUUUACAUUGGAAUGUUUAUUUGUUCCAUGUUGCAUUAUGAUAAGCUGAGGAAACUGACUUAACCUAUACAAGAUCAAAUACCAAAGAAGCCAUAAAUUACCAGCUAGAAUGGAUGAUUGCAAAGAAAGUGACAGUAGAUAUUAUUGAAGGGACAAAAUAAUGCCACCAGGUUUGACAUUUUGUGACUAAAUUCAUGAGUUAUCUUGCUGUUGCUUUUGUCAUUGUUUGGUAUCUAUUGAAAAUUUUUAUUUACUACAAUGAGAAGUCUUUUGGUUAUUGGUGUUGUGUGCUACUUAUAAAGCCAAUGCUAUUAAUUGUUGAAGUAUAAGGAAUGAUGCCAGGAGUUGAUUUCAUGCAGUGUAGUCACUUCAAUAUGCUAUCAGUUAGAAUAUUAUUUAUAUAAUGGUGACUUUAAGUAAAGCAUUGUUCAAGGUUCAUUUAAUAUCAGAGUAUAAAACCUGAAGUUCAUACUCCCCACAGAUAUCCAUGAAACAAGAAACCCCACAGAAUGAAUUACCUCUUAAUAAUCAAGUUUGGUUUAAAAUAGAACUUUGAAGAGGUAGAACAAAGUCUAGCGAUAUAGUCUGAAGUAGUUAUUGCUAAUGCACUUUGAAGUACAGGUAAAUCACAAGGGGAAGCAAAAAGAUUAAUGGGUGCACUUUGAAUAAAGGUUUUCUUACCACUAACAUUUAAGCAAAUUUAUUUUUCCAUGCACUGCUUCCAAUUACUAAUGAUAAUGAUUUAUAUCCACUGUCACAAUGUGUGCUUAGUUCAAGAUAAGUCAAAUGUUUGCCUACAAUUGCACAUUUCAAACACUGGCAGAAUUACCUUGCAUUCGGGAAACCAACGGCGAUACCAGUUGAGAAGUGGAGCAUUUCUCAUCAAAGAGAAAACCACAUUCUAGGUAAAAUUUUAUUCAAAUGAGCUGCCUGCAGUUUUGAAAUAAGUGACUAACAUACCUGCUAAAAUGAAAGUUAUUGUAUCAUAAACUGAGCAGCUUAACAUUUUGAAGCUAUUUAUAACACCCUAUUAAUUUUUAGAAUAAAUUUCAGUAAAUAUACUUGAUAAUGUGGAAGGUAAGCCAUUUAAUUUUUAAAAAGGAAAAUGAAAUUCUGAUAAAUUAA
Molecule: messenger RNA, 7410 nt
Organism: Hypanus sabinus (Atlantic stingray)
Lineage: Eukaryota; Metazoa; Chordata; Chondrichthyes; Myliobatiformes; Dasyatidae
Gene: snx29
Product: sorting nexin 29
Exons: 22
Coding region: 170-2704 (844 amino acids)
Molecular function (GO): phosphatidylinositol binding
Source: RefSeq, a predicted model, not a curated record